This is a messenger RNA of Linum tenue, 366 nucleotides long. NCBI's taxonomy places the organism in Eukaryota, Viridiplantae, Streptophyta, Magnoliopsida, Malpighiales, Linaceae. The record is from the annotation of a GenBank genome assembly.
AUGAAGCCUGUUACAUUUCUUGUGGCUCUAAUUACAGUCGCAGUCGUUCUCUCCUCCGUCAGUGCUAAUCCCUACGGUGGGUGGCAGCCGAUAAAGAACAUACACACCUAUCGCGUCCAGGAGAUUGCCAAGUUUGCAGUAGCAAUGCACAACUGGGAAAAUAAUUUCAAGCAUCGGUUGACACUUGUAAGCAUUCGGAGGGGCCUAUUCCAGGUGGCGGACGGCGUGAACUACAAGCUGGACGUGAUGGCGGCUGGAGGCAACGGACUCGACUCCAAGGGGAGUAUGUACCGAACGGAAGUUCACGAGAGGCUUGGCACAUUGGAGCUCAAGUUUUUCACACGUAUAUUUGAGGGAUUAAAUUAA